This is a messenger RNA of Rhododendron vialii, 2699 nucleotides long. RefSeq lists its product as uncharacterized. The transcript has 2 exons. The record is from RefSeq and is a predicted model, not a curated record. Lineage: Eukaryota; Viridiplantae; Streptophyta; Magnoliopsida; Ericales; Ericaceae. Bases 328 to 2313 code for a protein of 661 amino acids.
CGCUCUCGCACAUGUUCCCCAGCGCCGCAAAUUCAAUCAUUCAGGUCAAAACUUGACGAGACCCACGUGACUCCUCAUUCCUGAACAACGAAACCCUUUAAGGUUGUCCUUUUCUGAGCAAAAAUCCAAUGAUCCAUCCCAACCUUCUCUGAGCUACUCCCCUGUUUCAGAUCUCUCUCUCUCUCUCUCUCUCCAAUUCGGAUUUGGCGCCAUACAGACCCCUUUAGAUUCUUUUUUUUUUUUUUGAUUCAAGUCAAGGUUUUUUUGAAUCAGCACUUUUGGAUUCUGCUCCUGCCUUCUUGGGCAAUUUGAGCUCUCUCUCUCUGAAUGGCCUUAGUCCCCUAUUCAGACCCCACCACAAAACAAACCUCCUCCUCUCCCCCAUGGCAAGACAUGUUCCGAUCAGCCUCAACCCGCCCGCCCACUCCCUCUCCCAACGCGCCGCCCCCUUCACCCCACGCGCCGCCCCCUUCACCCCACGCGCCGCCGCCAAACCCCGCCUCUGGAAAAAAACCAGGCCCUCAAAACCACCCCCUCUCAAGCGAGAACUCCCAGGUACGCCUCGCCCUCUACAUAGCCAUGGCCCACGCCGGCCUCGCCUUCGCCAUUUUUAUCCUCUACUUCGUCUCUAAAAUCCUCGAAGAAUACCUCCGCCCUUUACAAUGGGCCGUCCUCUGUUCAAUCCCCUUGAGAGGCAUUCAACAAACCCUGGUUGGGUUUUGGACCGAACCCUUAAAACUAGGGCUUACAGAAACCGUAUUGGCUGUCCCUUUAGCUAUAUUUAGGGUUUUCGUGGGUACCCUUGUCGACAUUCGCGAUUUGUGUUUUAGGGUUGUGCUCAGAAAGAAGAGAUCACGUGGUUUGAGGCCACACCGCAGUGGGUUUUUCAAGUUGAUUCGUUGGCUUGUUUCAUUUUGGGUGUUUGUGACCGUUUAUGAACGGAUGGGGGCAAUUGGGUCUUUUUCGAUUAUCGGGUUAGGGUUCAUUUUCACGACGAAUUCCGUUGCGUCGACGAUGAACAAGGUGUCAUCGUUUAGGAGUCAUCAUAGCUUUCAUCGUAGCGCGUUUAGCGCGUUCUUCACUAGAGGGAUUUUGAAGAGGCUGAAAACCAUUGUGGCUAUUGGGUUGAUGGUUGGGAUGAUUGUUGGGUUUUUGGCAGGAUUGAUUUUCUUUUCGUAUAAAAUGGGAGUCGAAGGAAAGGAUGCAGUUAUAUCGCUGAAAUCGCAUGUUGAACAGAGCAAUUAUGCUGAGAAAAUUGGUGUGAAGAAGUGGAUGGAUGAGAAUGAUGUGCCUGGGAUGGUGGAUAUGUACACUACAAAGUUUUAUGAAACUGUUUCUGAGCAGAUUGAUGGUCUAGCAAUGCAGUAUAACUUGACAGAAUUCGUUUCGGAGAUCAAGCAAUUCGUGAUACCUCAGUCUGCGAAUUCAUCCGGGCGUUCAACUGCUUUGAUGACCCCAUCCCCAUAUAUUGAGAAAAUGUUGAGCUUGAGGGAUAGGGUUACUAACCAUGAAUGGGGCCAAAUUUAUACUGAAUUGGAUGUAAUCUUUAGGGAAUUACUUAUCACUAGGGAGGAUUUGGUUGAAAAGGCAAAAGGGUUUGCCAUGCAAGGAAUGGAUGUGACACAACGUGUAUUUUCUAGCAGUAAAUCUGUCUUAGGAGGCAGUGCAAAGGUCGUGUUUUCGAUUGGUAACUCCAUAGUAUCUGGAGCAGCGGGUCUUUUCAAUUUCGUUUCUCAGUCGAUGGUUUUCUUCUGGGUUUUGUAUUAUCUCAUUACAUCCGAAUCUGGUGGGGUAACCGAUCAAGUGAUGCACAUGCUUCCUAUAUCUCAAUCUGCUAGAACCCGAUGCGUUGAAGUUCUUGAUAAAGCUAUUUCCGGUGUUCUGUUGGCAACUGCUGAGAUUGCUUUCUUCCAGGGAUGUCUCACUUGGCUUUUGUUUCGAUUGUACUCGAUACACUUCUUGUACAUGUCAACUGUGAUUGCGUUAAUAAGCCCUUUGGUCCCAAUCUUUCCGCCUUGGCUUUCAACUAUUCCAGCGGCUUUGCAAUUGGUAUUGGAAGGAAGAUAUCUAUUGGCAAUCAGCUUGUCCAUUAUUCAUCUUGUGAUUAUGGAUUAUGGCACGAAUGAAAUUCUAGAGGAUAUACCGGGUCAUAGCGGGUAUCUUACUGGGCUUAGCAUCAUUGGUGGAAUGACAUUGUUCCCAUCUGCAGUGGAGGGAGCGAUAAUGGGACCAUUGAUAACCACCGUGGUGAUUGCUCUUAAGGAUUUGUAUGCUGAAUUUGUUUUGGAUGAACCAAAGGAAAGUGACGAGUAGACCGCCGUGGUGAUUUGAGUGCUUGUUUCCGAAGGAAAUGCCCAAUUUUGCCCGAAGAACGUGCGUAAAGCAACAGUUGAGCUGCUUAUGAAAAUUUGCUGAAGUUGUUACCCACAAGUCUUUGGCAAGCCCUUAAAAGUGUCCCACUCUGUCAACCUAGUGUAUCUCAUCAAUUUUACUGUUUAUGGGUUGAUUAGUAUGUUUUCUUUGGGGUUCCUUUUCCCCCUUUUUGGGCCUCAGCGUGGGAAAAAGCAAUAUAGAUCAUUGUAUCUCUUGGUUGUUGGUUUUGUGUGGAAAGAUAUUUUUUCAUUUUCCAUGUAGUUAGUCAGUCAUUGAAGUAGAAUCUUAUAUGUUCCCAUAGAAAAUUAGAAAUGUUGCUUUCUUUC